CGCCGGUGUGUUUCCGCGGCAAGAUGGCGGCGUGCGGCGGCGGCGGCGCGGUGCGGCUGCGGCUGCUCUUCGACUUCCCGCCGCCGGGCAGCCCGGGCUGCGCGCUCUGCUGGCUGCUGCUGGAGCCCGCCCAGGUGCGCCUCGUCACCGACCUCAUCAGCCUCAUCCGCCACAGGUUCGGCUUCAGCCGGCGGGCCCGCCUCAGCCUCUUCCUGGACGGAGCCUUGCUGCCCCCAACGGAGAGCGCUCGCUUGGUGCGGGACAACGACUCGCUCCGAGUGAAACUGGAAGAGGUCGUUGCAGAUGAGUGUGAAGAGGUCGAUGAUGACUUCUCUUAUACACUAAAAGAAGCCCCAAAGAGGCACAGACCAAAGCCCAAGGAAGAGGAAGGGAUCUCUAGAAGUGAAGACAACAGGCAUAAAAAGGAAAAGAAGAAGAAGAAAUGUAUUCCUGAGUAUUCCUCUUACCAGGAAGAGACCUCUGUAGAUAUUUGGGAUUCUCACAAAAGGUACAGGAAAAGGAAGAGGAAGGAAGAAGCCAGCGGGAGAAAUGGACUCCCAGGAGGCAGGGAGGAGCGCUCUGCUGGCCACUCUAACAAGCUGAAAAAGAUGGAAAGGGAGAAACAGCUGGCAGCAAAAAAGGACCAUGGAAAGCAGGCAGAGGCUGCUACAGCCACUGUGGCUUUAGAACAGGCAAAUGGCAAAAGCAGCACCAAAAAACCCACACCACAGUCCAGAAGAAAGAGGGCAGGAUCUUCAGAUUCCUCCAGCACAUCGUCUGACAGUGACAGCAGUGAAGCAACCACAAAGCAAAAGACAUCUCCCCAUACAGCUGCAGUGGCAGCACUUCCCAAAGGCAAAUCCCAAGCUGCUGCCAGUGCUGGAGUGAGAACUGUUGUCUCUAAUAGAGUGGCUGUGAAGGCUAACACGGACCACGCCACAAAGGCUGCAGGCAGUGACAGUGCUAAACAAUCCCAGGCUGCUGGCUCGGCUUCUGACUCCAGUGCAGAGGAGGAGAAAGUGGCAGCUGCACCAGGCAAGGAAAAGUCACUGCCUGACAAGGUGACAGCUGUGAAACCCAGAGCCACCAAGGCUGCCGGAGCAGAGAGCUCCUCCUCAGACUCUGAUAGCUCGGACUCAGAUGCUCUUGUUAUCAAAAAACCCACAGCAAGUGCUGGGCUGAGUAGUUCCCUAGGGAGCUGCACUAAACAGCUGCCAGCCACCACUGCCAGCAGCUGCCAAGCACCACUUGCCAGCCAAGGCCGGGGAAGGGGGCGUGGAGCAGGAGAUGGCUUCUGGAGAGCACCUAGGGGCCGUGGGUUUCGUGGCAUGACGUGGGGCCAGGGCCGUGGGAGGGGAGCCAACCCUGGCUUCUUCUAUAACUACAGCAGUGAAGGCCAGAAGCAGCAGGGGCACUUCAGUGAGGCUGCGACAAAGGCUUCUGUUCUUGCCCAGGAUCCCGUGGAGGUCCCCAGGAGAGAUUACAGUGUUUUGCCUCUUCUGGCUGCUCCACCACAAGUGGGAGAAAGAAUUGCCUUUAAGCGCUUGGAGCUAACUGAAAAUUACAGUCCUGAAGUUUCAGACUACAAGGAGGGGAAAAUCAUCAGUUGGAAUGCUGAGAAGAAACAGAUCGAGCUUGAGAUCCUGUCGUCAGCUGCAGGACAGUCUGCUAAAGAGCCAGGGAAAUUCGAUCUGGUUUACCAGUCUGCAGAUGGAGCAGAACUGAUAGAAUAUGCUGUUCCUCAGGAUACAAAGAUAACCGAGAGCUGGGAUGCACUGAUUGAACCAAGGCUGAUUGUUGAGCCGCCGGUUAACGGCUCCAGCGUUGCAAAUGGAGCAGUCUAAGAUGUGGAGAACUGUCACUCACUGCACAGCUGUGGUCAGUGGACUGCUGCUGCUGCCUGCUUCUGGGGCUGCAGAUGAACUGGUGGAUGUUUUUAAUAAACAGUUUUAAGAGGAAGCUGGACAAAAGAAAAAGAAACCCUUCUUAGGACAUGUGCUGUCAUACAGGAAUACCUUCUGAUGGGAGCUGGAGUCACAGUUUUUACACCCUGCUGCUGUGAGCUGCAGAAGUGGAAUGGUUUGGUGAAGGAGGUGAACCACAACCUUGUACUGCCAGUCACUCCACGGAGAUGUCUGGGUUAGGCUGGAGCCAUGGAAGUGCCAUACAGAGGGAGUCUGCUGUAAGAGUAAUGAAAAGCAGCAUCUAAAAAUGAAGUGCAAAUCUUGUUGAUGUCCACAUCUCUUCCUCUGCAGGUGCAGAGCAUGAGACAAAUGCCACGACCUUGCUGUUGGUUACAGGGCUCAUCUGUUGGGAAGAGCUUGUGGAUGUCAAGAGUUCUAUGAUUUCAAGAGGGACAAAGAGUACAAUUGCUAACUCUCAUCUUUGCCUGGAACCCCUGGAACGUUUCACCUAUACCCCUGUGCUUCCAGCACAAAGCUGUUAUGUAUGUAGCAUAGUACAGGGUCAUGGGUGGUCAUGUCACCUUCCUGAGAGGGCUUUGUUAUGACUUGCUCUUCAAAUUCUGGUGAGGAGAGCCUGAGGGAACUGGGAUUAUUCAGCUUGGAGGAGACUUAGAGGGGACCUUAUGACUCUCUACAACUACCUAAAAGGAAGCUGUAGUAAGGUGGGGGUCAGGCUCUUCUCCCAGGCAUCUAGUGACAAGACAAGAGUGCCUGGCCUGAAGCUGCACCAGGGGAGAUUAGGCACUGGAGUGGACUGCCCAGAGAGGUGUUGGGGUCACCAUCCCUGGAUAUCUUUAAGAAAAGGUUGGAUGUGUCACUUGGUGGCAUGGUUUAGCUGAUGUCAUGGUGUUGGCAUAUAGACUGGACUUUAUGAUCUCAGAUGUCUUUUCCAGCCUCAAUGAUUCUGUGAAUUUAAUGUGAAUCCCUGGAAGAACUGUCCUGAAACCUGUUUGUUUGCUUGUUUGUUUUAAAGCAAACCCCUUUGCCCUUUAAGUGCUGAGGUUUCUGUGCUUUCCUCUUCCUGGCAGCAGAACUGGUCACAGGGUGGUGGCAGUGCACUUUGCUGGCACCUCUGCUGGUUAGGAGCAUGGAGGUGGCCCCUCCUACCCCCGCAGCACUUGCAUCUUGGCAAGUCUUACAGCUCAAGAUGGUUGUGUCCUGGGCAGUUGACUCUUAAAGAGAAGGCAUGGGGGCAAAAACAGAAUAAAAUCAGUUACAAGUGAA
Messenger RNA from Pogoniulus pusillus (Red-fronted tinkerbird), 3188 nucleotides. RefSeq names its product coilin (gene COIL). The coding region runs from base 24 to 1844 and encodes 606 amino acids. Gene Ontology annotation, biological process: spliceosomal snRNP assembly. Gene Ontology annotation, cellular component: Cajal body. The record is from RefSeq and is a predicted model, not a curated record. The transcript is spliced from 7 exons. Gene Ontology annotation, molecular function: U1 snRNA binding; U2 snRNA binding. NCBI's taxonomy places the organism in Eukaryota, Metazoa, Chordata, Aves, Piciformes, Lybiidae.